AUGAAACUUAAGCCCGUGUUGUUGCUUGUAGCCCUUGCUCAGCCCGUCAGCGCCGCAGACCUGGGAACCUUCGGUGAGGUUUGGGACGUUCGGGAACAGAAUUUACUCACAGUCAUCCAAACACGCCUGAAAGACCAUUUUGCCGGCCGCAGCCAGGCCGACAUCCAGAAAGAAUUGCAAGACCGCGUCACUGAAAGCGCAAUGCGGCCCGCGCCAGUGGAAGGUUUAGGGCGCGGUCCUAAAACCUGGGUGCGCCAGUUUGAUCCGGCCAUCGUCUCCAGUCAGGAACUGGCCGACCACAACGGUACCGUCUUUGUCCGCAAGGGACAGCGCGUCUCACCUUUCGAUGUCAUCCCGGUCUUCAACGAAACGCUGUACUUCAUCGACGGAGACGAUGCUGAGCAGGUGGCAUGGAUGAAACAGCAAAAACCGACCACGGUCGUCAGCAAAAUUAUUCUGGUCAACGGCAGCAUCAAGGACAGCGCCGAAGCGCUAGACAGCCGUAUUUACUUUGACCAGGGGGGCGCGAUUGUGCGUCGUUUCGGCAUCAAACAAAUCCCGGCCAUCAUCACCCAGGAGCCUGGAAAACCUUUACUGCGUAUAACCGAAAUAGGAUUACCUUGA
Mus caroli (Ryukyu mouse) is the source of this 624-nucleotide messenger RNA. Lineage: Eukaryota; Metazoa; Chordata; Mammalia; Rodentia; Muridae. The record is from RefSeq and is a predicted model, not a curated record.